Hydra vulgaris (swiftwater hydra) is the source of this 2211-nucleotide messenger RNA. NCBI's taxonomy places the organism in Eukaryota, Metazoa, Cnidaria, Hydrozoa, Anthoathecata, Hydridae. The record is from RefSeq and is a predicted model, not a curated record.
CUUAUUCUAAGUUAGGUAGGCAUGCUGCAGCUAGACGAUCUAAACUUGCUUUUAUAUUCCUUCGAUUAUUAACUUGUUCAGAUUUAGAAAGUGAUUUGUCUAUGUUGUUUUGUGAUUCUAUGUCUUGUGAAAAGUCAAUAUUUUGUUGUGUUGCAAAUAAGUUGGGUUUAGUUAAGCAGUUAAGUGUUUCUGAUGCUGUAGAGUUACAUAGCCAAUUAAGGAUGCCCACGGCUGAAUUCCUUAGACUAAGACGUAUUCUGUGUAAUUUUGGUGCAAGGAUUCUCCCAUCUGAGCCCAAGAUAAGACAAGAACAAGAAAUGCAGAAAAUGCAUGUCAAUAAAGAACAUGUCACUGUUAAGUCCAUGUUAAUUUAUCCAUCUGCGAAUGAAGCAUUAUCUGUACUGAUGGUCAAGAAUUUGACAACUUAUAUUGAAGAGGUUUUUAAUAAUCUUUAUGUACGCGACCACCUUAAUUCAGAUGUCGGUUUUGGCGAAGAAGUUUGGCUCCUUUUUGCUAGUGAUAAGGGUGGGAAGUAUAUGAAAUUCUAUUUUGAAGUUGUCAAUUCUAAAUCAUCAGGGUCUGUAUACGAUGUUCACUUGUUUUGUAUGUAUCAGGGUUCAGACUGUCGUGAGAAUAGUUCUCAGGCAUUUUGCCAACAACAUUAAAAGAAUUCAGUCGUCAGAUUUUAAGCUAAAAGGCAAAAUAGUCAGGUUGUUCUUAGGUAUAGAUUUUCAUUUUAUCGAUGAUGUUCUGGGACACCAGGGUUCAGCUGUAUAAAACUGUAUAAGUUAUUGUUGAAGGAGUGUAAGACUUUAGAUUGUCAAGCUGUUUUGUCUUUGUCGCAUAAUGAGAAUGUGAGAACGAAUGAAUUGUGGACUGCUAAAAGCGUUGAAUGUUCUAAAACAGCAGAAGCUUUACGUUUAUUAGGAAAUCUACAGGCGCGUUGGUUAGCUUUUAAUAAAAAUAUUUCUAAAUUUUCUCUAAACUCCUCCAAUUCCUCCAAAAAAAUUUCUUUUAUACUUAAAGAUAUGAAGGUUGAGCGACAAGCUUACCAUGGUAAUGUAUUUGUAGGUAAUCAUUGCAAAAUAGUAUUAAGAAACCACUAUAAACUUUGUAGUGUUAUUGAUGAUGAAGCAAUUAAAAAUAGAUUUGUACGUGUGUUAAGUGUUUUUAAUAAGUUGCAACCUAUUCUUUUUUGGCCAAAAUUUCUUUCCGAUGCUGAAAUUACUGAGCUUCAUCAAUAUAUAAAUUUAUUUUCUAUUGAGUUUCAUGCUUGCUUUCCAAAUGAAAGUAUCGCACGAAAAAUGCAUGAACUUAUUUUUAAUGUGCCACUAUUUGUAAAAUUCCAUGAAACUAUUGGGUUGCUAAGUGAAGAGGAGGGAGAGUGUUUGCAUAAUAGCGUAAAUAAGGAAUUAAGACAGUUGCAUUCAGUAAGAAAUCAGGAGCAGAAGCUGCAUCUUGUUUUAAAACGCUUUGAAUUGCACAGCAAAGCUGAUAGGAAGCUUCAAGCCUCUAAGGUGAGAAAGUGUGUUGUGUGUUCUGAGCGUGGUGAAAAUUCAUUUUAUAGACAAGGUCUUUGUCUUGUUUGUGGUCAUCAAAUUGAGUUAAAAUAUUUAAAAAAUUAAAAAUAACAACAACAACAAAAAAACUAUUUACAAGUAAGAUAAAUUAUAUGAGAUCUUUAAUUUAUAUAUAAGAUAAUUUUAUUCUGUUCUAAUAUCUGUGUAAUGUUAGUUUAAAAUAUUAUUUUUUAUUAUAUUGAUUUUAUAUAUUAGGUAGGUGCCCAUUCUGUUCCUAUCUUCAGAAGUUAUUUAUACCUAUGCAAUACCUUUGCUCAGGUUAAAGAAUGGAAUACUAGUCUUGCAUCAAAUAUAUUUUACAUAUUCAUUCGAUGUUUAUCACCAGAAGUUAGUUCUACCUUUGCAGUACCUCUGCUCUACAUACCUCCUCGCUGGUUAAAGAAUGGAAUAUAAAUCUCAUAUCAAGUUGGUGUAAAAAUUUAGUUCAAUAAAUUAAGAAUUUGUAAACGUUAUCAAAAUUUUGAGUGGAGCAAUUGUUUUUCUGGUUUAGCAUGAGUAUGAAUCUGAUAUCAAUUGGAUGUACAAAGAUAGUUUACAACUUAAAGAACCUAUCAGUAAACCAGCUGAUUAUUAAACAGUUUUUAAUGGGAAUAAAAACAAAUUUUUAAAAGAUUUCAAUUAGCUAUUUGUA